CAUACUAGAGGCAUCGAAUCUGCAUGGCACUUCAUACGACAUCCUAACGGAAUACUCUGGCGAGAAGCUCAGAUAUCAUGCUCGCGGCUCACGAUCAAGAAAAUUUGGUGCAUAGUCAUCAGGCCGCUGCCGCGGCAAAGCCACUUAACCAUGGGGCGAAGCAACUCCAAUUUAGAACGCCUGCUGCCAAAGCUCCUAAAACGCCAUUCAAGAUACCUUUGAACGAUGAAAAUGCCCCGAACACCUUCAAUGGCAAAUUUCAAAAAUCCACUGUCAAAGGCCAAGCCUUCCAGAUGGCAAAUGGAAAGAAUGGUCCUGCCGUGGAUAAGAAUGCUUUCAUCACCCCGAUGGGUCCGAGUACUCGCGCCCCUCUGGGUAUGAAAACAACGAAUGCAAAGGCAAAGACAAUCCAAACCCCAGCUGGGCAAGCAUUGGGUACAGUAAAUGAAAAGAACCAGCAACGAAGCACCACCUCUCGGAAGGUUAAAACACGGCAGCCACAAAUCGAAGUCUUCAAGUCUACUGAAACCGGGAAUCUUGAAGAUGAGGAGAUACCUGAUAUUGAAUAUAUGCCUCCAAGAUCAAAGGAUAUCCAAGAUUAUCCGGAUGAUUUCUUGCUUAAUAUGGAUUACAGCCAGCUUCGUGGCUCGAAUUUGACGCGUGGUUGGUAUCAAACAUAUUGUAACCCAGUUGGCCCUGAUGGGUUGACAAAAUUUCAGCGUCAAGAGAAGGAGGCACAAGCGAGACAUGAGAAGGAAGUAGACACGAUGCUCAGGAAAGCUUUUGACGAAAUGACUUUUGACUUGCCUGAAGUGCAAAACAAUGAUAUCUGUGCGAACCAGAAAAUAAAAACACAGUCGGAAAGUUCCAAAAGGAUUCCUUCGAGCAAAGGUUUGCAAGCGCGACAGAAAACGAGCAGGCCUCUUGCUAAGGGCCCUUCCUCACUUCGCUCAAAGGCUGCGGCAUCUGCACUUUCUUACCACAACCCAGCUUCUGAGGCUUCAAAUCCCAACCAAGCACGGCCUUUAAUAAGAGCGAAAGUUCCGACGUCGAUCAUGGGUCGUUCGAAGCAAGCACCUGCACCAACAAACCCAUCAUCAAUGCGUCAUACUGCAGCCAAAGUCACUUCUCAAAAUACCAUUGGUUACACAAGGGGCCGGGCUACUUCAGUUUCUCUCAGGGCUAACGAUUCAUCCGAGUCAAGCAAAUCAAAGUCGAUCGAUGCAACGGUAUCAAGUGAACACCAACCAUUGAUCAAUCAUUUUGAAGCCCAUUAUUCGCCCGAGGCCGGCUCCGACGAAUGGAACAAACUUCGAGGUUAUGAUACCGCUGAAGACGAGGAUGAAGAUAUUGAAGACGCACUCAAAGGACGUGGAAAUAACUUUCUUUACCUGGACGAGGAUGCAGAUAAGGAUUUUGUUCUGACUCUCUAGGCUGUAGCUCUAAUAAGCCUUAAGGCUUCUUCAGGGGGUGAAGAUUGAUAAAUGGAACUGGCGUCAAGGACAUGGAUGGAGUUUGAUGAUCAGGCUUAUUAUGGGGCAGGAAUGGCCUUCAUAAGAGAUUGGCAGGGAAGAGAUAUUGCUGACGGAUUAAAUUCAUUUUCCUUCUUCUCUUUUUUAUGCGUCGGCUGGUCGCAAAUGCGGACAAAUUUGGUACAAAGGAAUGACUUGAACCCUCUUUAAACAUAAAUACUCGACUUGGGCGUUCAUAUUGUAUUAACGAAGAUAUGGUCCUAAUGAAGCUUUUUUUUUUUUUUUUUCGAGCUGUGCAAAAACUGUAGUAGCUAUGUU
Messenger RNA from Xylona heveae TC161, 1790 nucleotides. RefSeq lists its product as hypothetical. The record is from RefSeq and is a predicted model, not a curated record. The transcript is spliced from 3 exons. The coding region runs from base 78 to 1433 and encodes 451 amino acids. Lineage: Eukaryota; Fungi; Ascomycota; Xylonomycetes; Xylonales; Xylonaceae.